CAGUUUGCCACUAACUCCGUUCACUUAGGUUAAGAAAGAUAUAUUUAAAGAAAUAACCGCCGUUUCUUCUCCGAUUCCGGUUGAUUAGCUGGGAGACGAUACCACAUAAUAUAAUUUUAAGAAAAAUAAAGUUGAUGCUAACUACAAUUAACUUUAAAUAAGAUUAAAGCAGUGUCCAUAAAUAUGCCAGUAUUUAAUGGCACUAGGUGUAAGGGUCCAAACUGCACGCGUUGUAGAUCGCCCAAGUCCCUGUCCCUCUUGCACUCACCGAUUCAAACUUGACAGCGCAAAUAUUAACACAACCCCACCGCCCUUCUAAGAAUUAAGCUGUGACUAGUUGGUCACUUUUAGUCGGAAGUGAAACGAUAAUAAAGAGUAAUUUUUUGUUUCUCUUCAUUGAUUUGAGUACCGACAGCGUUGGCGGGCACUCUCCGUCCGCUCCGACGCUGAAACGCCCGGACGUUAGGGCACUGAGGAUAAUUCGGCGGGGCUUUGUAUUCACUGUUUUUUUUGGGGGGGGGGGGAAGAUGCAGAUUGUCACACCUGAAACGUUUGGUUCGGGAAGUGGUUGGUGGACGGUGCCCGUGGUCACAGAGAGGAGCCCGGGAGCCCUUUGAAACCUUAGCUUUAGUAGUCCGGACCUAAAACAAGAAAUCGACCGGUUAUACUGCAGAUAGACGUUACGCUACCUUAUUUAAACCGGUUCCUAUUCUUUAUGGAUCUGACCUUUUUUUUUGAAGGGGGUGGUUGGGGAGAGGCUGGGGUCGGCGAAGGGGGGUGGCGGGGAGAAUUUCAUUUCCUGGUUAAGUUUUGAAAGAUCGGUGACGUCAGAGCCUCGGCGUCAGUGUGGCUGGGGUUUCGACUGAUUUGCGGGGGGAGUCAUAGGCCGGCGCUGCCACUGGCCAAUUACACAGCGCCCGAAUGCCCAGCGUUUUCCAAACUCAAAUACAAAGCUUCCCCCACCUUCAAAAAAAUUCAACAGGGCGAGAAAGAGACACUACAAUCCGCUCCUUCAAUGAGAGACCACGUUGACAAAUCAACUGGAUUCGACCCGCAAAGUGUGAUCCAGGCGCCAGACGGGGAAUCGACCGCCGCUCGAACGUAGGACGCUCGCGGACGGUCCAGAUUUGGUCGCCUUAAAUUGACCACUUUGGGUUCACAACUCUUUUAAAGCCGCGAUGGAAAUUGCUACGGACCAGCCGCGGUGGGUGUCGCACCACGCCGUCCUGAACGGGCAACACCCGGAGUCUCACCACCCGAGCCUGUCCCACAAUUACAUGGAACCCACGCAACUUCUCCCGCCGGAUGAGGUCGACGUGUUCUUCAAUCAUCUCGACGGGCAAGGGAAUCCUGUCUCUCCCUACUACAGUAACUCCCCGCACGCCCGAGCGACGGUCUCUUACCGCCCUCACGCCCGUCUGUCCGGCGCUCAGGUCUGUGGGCCGCAUCUCUUGCACAGCCCUACCAUCUCGUGGCUGGACAGCGGCAAGGCGCUCUCGGCCCAUCACCACCAUCACCACAACGCCGCGGCGUGGACCGUCAGCCCGUUCACCAAGGGGCCACUCCACCCGGCCGGGCCGAGCGGCCUCAGCGUCUACUCCGGAAGCACCUCGGCCACCAGCCUGGCGGCGGCGGCGGCGGCAGCUGUGGCUCACCCGACCUCGCACCACCUCUUCAGCUUCCCGCCCACCCCUCCCAAGGACGCGUCGCCGGAUCUGGGGGCUCACAGUACGGUUUCCCCGUCCAACACGGCGGCGGCGGCAGCUGCAGCAGGUCGGCAGGAUGAUAAGGAAUCCAUUAAGUAUCAUGUGUCAUUGGCAGAAAGUAUGAAAAUGGAAUGUACUAGGAGUACCAUGCCGUCGCUCGGAACCAGCGCGACUUCCACCCAUCACCCAAUUCCCACUUACCCAUCCUAUGUUCACGAGUGCAACAACGGCCUUUUCCACCCCAGUGGAAUCCUGACCGGCGCCUCCACUAAUUUCACACCCAAAUCCAGGAGCAAAACACGCUCGUGUGCCGAGGGCCGAGAAUGCGUGAACUGCGGGGCCACCUCCACACCGCUGUGGAGAAGAGACGGUACCGGUCACUACCUGUGUAACGCCUGCGGCCUGUACCACAAGAUGAACGGGCAGAACAGACCUCUCAUUAAACCCAAAAGGAGAUUGUCAGCGGCCAGGAGGGCGGGAACAUCAUGCGCCAAUUGUCAGACCACAACCACUACUCUGUGGCGGCGAAAUGCCAACGGUGACCCGGUGUGCAACGCCUGUGGCCUUUACUUCAAACUCCACAAUGUGAACAGACCCCUCACUAUGAAGAAGGAGGGGAUUCAAACACGCAACAGGAAGAUGUCCAGCAAGUCGAAGAAGAACAAGAGGAUGUCAGAUGGCUUCGAGGAACUGUCCAAGUGCAUGCAGGACAAGGCCUCAUCCUUUAGCCUGGCCGGACAUAUGCAGCACAUGGGACACCUGCCUCCUUUCAGUCAUGCCAGCCACAUGCUGCCCACCCCCACCCCUAUCCACCCAACGUCCAGCCUCUCCUUCGGGCACCCGCACCCCUCCAGCAUGGUGACCGCCAUGGGCUAGUGGGGGGGGAGCAAGACUCCCCCCCCCCUCUGGCGGGCGAUGAGAAAUGGAACAGGAGAGAAGGGCAGUGAAGAAAAACAUACAAGAGGCUUUUGCCAUCAUCUUUUCCAAAGCCAGAAAGAUUGAGGACGGACUUGGUGCGUGGUGGUUGGUGGACGGGCCCUGACCCCAGCUGGCAUUGCAGGACUCAUGGGAAGCAAGAUUGGAGUCAAACCGAAAAGAGUUUUACCUGCUCAGCGAAGAAGCAGGAAGGCAGUGAUGGGUUUGGUUUGCUUGCUUCGAACUGGGAGGCACACGGAGGCAGAACCACGCUGGACACCUUGCAAAGCAACUUUGUUUCUUGGUGUUGAUGUGAAUAUUGUAAAUCAGAGAAUUUGGGGGUAAAAGGUUUGCAAAAACCUAAUAGCUUAUGCUGGAUUUCUUUCAUUACUUGCAGUUAAACAAAAACACUCAAAAAAAUUAAGCAAGGCCACUUAACUUUGAAGUAUAUUUCUUUCCAUUUGAAUUGUUUUAAUUAAUUCAUGUUGUGUGAUAUUUUAUCUCAUUUUAUGGAGGGUUUUGUCCUGAUUCUGAGGCUUUGUCAUGGGGUCAGGGUCAAAGAGAAGAGAGGUCAUAGGCUGUCGGUUGGUUCGGGGGAGGGAUCGGAGUGAUUGAAGGGUUUGGUUAACUGGUCUGUGUUUGGUUAAUUGGGAUGUGGAACCAAAGAAAUGUUGGUUACAGGAUUAGGCUCAAUCCACACCACCCCCUCUUCAAUCAUAUCCCCCCACCAUCUCUUCCCUCCACGGACAGCUAUGGAGGCCAAAUUAAUGGGUCUAGUUAAUACUAAGGCUCUUGGGUUUUUGAUCAGUAAAGACCUAAAAGGUUAUGGGGAGAAGGCAGGAGAAUAGGGUUGAGAGAGAAAAUAAAUUAGCCACGAUCGAAAGGCAAAGUAGACAGUGGGCUGAUCACCCUAAUUUUGCUCCUAUGUCUUGGGGUCUUGUGAAUGUAGGAGGAAACUAGCCAAAUACCUCACUGUCCUUCAGUGACUCUGAGUAAGCAUAAGAAAGGAUUAUGUCCAAAUAUGACCGCUUCAUCGUCCAAUAGCCAGCUGGUAUUGAUAGAUGAGUUCUGCCUGAUGCAAGAGGUAUUGGUUGGGUAUCAUCCAUUGUGGAGAAUCUAGAUCCUUCAGCAAAGAGGGGUGGGUGGAGCGGUGGAGGAGUGCAGACAAGAGCCUGUGGUUUUUAACAAAUCCCCCCCCCCUCCC
This is a messenger RNA of Hypanus sabinus (Atlantic stingray), 3825 nucleotides long. RefSeq names its product GATA-binding factor 2-like. Gene Ontology annotation, biological process: cell fate commitment; positive regulation of miRNA transcription; positive regulation of angiogenesis. NCBI's taxonomy places the organism in Eukaryota, Metazoa, Chordata, Chondrichthyes, Myliobatiformes, Dasyatidae. Gene Ontology annotation, molecular function: RNA polymerase II cis-regulatory region sequence-specific DNA binding; zinc ion binding; DNA-binding transcription factor activity, RNA polymerase II-specific. The coding region runs from base 1179 to 2582 and encodes 467 amino acids. Gene Ontology annotation, cellular component: nucleus. The transcript has 6 exons. The record is from RefSeq and is a predicted model, not a curated record.